AUGGACGUAAUUGAGCUGAUCGAAAGGAGAAAAUUCAAGCAGUUACAUAAAAAUGUAAAGGGAAAAAAGCUAGAUAAUUUUUUUUUUUGUAUUUAUCGAUAUAAUAAUUUAUACAAAGGGAAGAAUGAAUAUCUAUUAAAAAUAUGGAAAGGGAUACUAAAUAAAACAAAAUAUGGCAACGCAUAUAAUGAUAUGUCAUUUGUCAAUUUUAAAUAUGUAUGUGACUUUUUCAUCAAUGAAUUAAACACAAAAAAAGAUUGUGAAAAAAAUGGCGUAUGUGGAAAAAAAUUGAAUGAUGAAAAGAAUGUACAUAUACCCAAAGUCUUUCUAAAACAAUUAAUUGACAUUAUAAAAGAUCAUGCAAAUAAAUUAAAUGACAUUUUGAAGGAUGAUCAAAAUUUAAAAACACACAACAACGGUAAUAAUGAAAAUCAAACAAAAAAUGAUGAGACAAGUUGUUCAGACGAAACAGAAGAGAUAUGGUGGAAUCAUAAUAAUUUAAUUGUUAUAAAUGAAAAUAGAGAAUUUGAUAUUCUUUUUAAUAUAACACACACACUUAUAUAUAAUUCCUAUAUUACAAAUAUCGUUGUAGAUAUAUUAAAAAUAUCAUAUAUAAAUAUAAAUGAAUGUUUUUUAAAAUAUAUCCUUUAUACUAUAUAUAAUGUAUAUAUGAAAAAUAAGGAUAUAUUGUUUUUUUAUUUUAUAAUUUAUAAAAAAUUUAAAAAAAUUAAAAAUAACAUUAUUAAUUCGAAGAGUUUAUUGAUUUAUUGGAAGGUUGUAAAAUAUAUAAGAAAAAAAAAACAAAUUCUAAAAGUAAUUCAAAGUUUUAAAAUUUUAAGACAUUUUUUUCUCAACAUAUGUGAUAAAAAUUUGAUAAACAACUUUGUAAAAUAUAUUUAUGAGUGUUUACAAAAUAGAUUAAUUAUAUUAUAUGGAAAAAAUUGGCAAAAUGAAUGUGUAUUCCUUCAAAAAAAAACAGAUCCAUCUAAUGAAAUAUACAACGAUUUUUCAGAAUUUUCAUAUUUUGUAUAUUUAUCUAUUCAUGAUUUGAAUCCAAAUGAUAAAUCUUUAUUUAAUUUCAAUUCAAAUCAAAUUAAAAAUAUUGCAAAAACAGAUCAAGUAGAUUCAUUAAACAUUUAUAUGAUUUUGAAUUAUAUUAAUAAUAGUAAUUUAGAUAAUUAUUCAAAGUUAAAAUAUUCUACUUGUAUUGUUUUAAAAAGUGUAUCAUCAAAUGGGUUUGUCAUGAUAAAUGAAAAUUAUAUUUUUUUUUCAAAUUUAGAAAAGCUUAUAAAUUAUGAAAUAAAUAAAAAUGUAAAAAUAAUAAAUAAUGACAUAGAUGAUGAUACCAAAGUUAUAUCAACUAAUUUUUCUGAAGGUGUAGAGAAUAACUUAAAUUUUCGUCAAAAUAUUUCUGAGUCUAUUAAAAAUGUUCUUAAAAAUAAUAAUUCUUUAAUAUGUGAGGAAAUAAAAAGGGAAAAUUUUUUACCUUUUCAAAGUGUGCUAAAAUAUAUUUAUAUUAUUUUUUACAAUACCAUAAACAAGAAAGGAGAUCCAUGGGUAAAUUGUUUUGACAAUAAAACUGAUAAUGAUGAGGUUGAAGAUAAUACGAAACCCAUUUACAACUACACAUAUUUUAGUGACGUUAAUUAUUCAAGUUUCAAAUUUUUAAACACACAAGAAAGUAAAAAUAAUUAUGUUAUGCUAAUUUCAUUACUUCUUCAUAUGAACAUUCUAAACAUAGACGAUAUAUGGAGUAUAAAAUUAUUAGAUAAUAUACAAAACAAUUAUUUUUUUAAUAUAUUAAAUUUUUUAAAACUAAAAAAAAAAUAUACUCUUUAUUUCUUAACCAUUUCACGAGUUUUAAAAGUAAAUCCUCAAUUUAUUGUUACUUUUUCAAAAUGUGAAAAGGCACAAGUUUUUGGAAAUCUUAAUAAUAAUGAAGAAACACAUUUUUUGAAAAAUUUUUAUGGAACUAUACAAAGUAAUAGUGAAAAUAAUUUAUAUUUUGAAGCAUUAGUAAACGAAAAAUAUAUAGAAAAUGUUUUAAAAAAAAGACAACAGAUUUAUGAUUACAGUAUUAGUGAAAGAAAUUUGAUAGACUCAAUUACUUUUUUAUUAAUUUCGUCUUUAACAAAAUACACAUAUAAAUUACCAUUAAAUAUAUCUAAAUAUAUUUUGAAAGAAAUUUUAAAAUAUUUAUCAAAACCAUUACAUGAUGUUAAAAAAAGAAUAAAUGAAUAUUUUAACAAUAUGUGUUUAAGAAUUAUAUUUUAUAUUUUCGAAUUAAUUUAUAUUAUAUCUUGUCAUAUUUAUUAUUCUAAUGAUAUAAAAAAAUUAGAAGACUAUAAUAAGCAAUUUUAUAUUUUUUCAUUUUUUUUCAACCUCAUAGAUGUUUAUAUAAAAUUUAUUGAAAAAUAUAAUCAAAAAAAUAAUACCUGUAUAUAUUCAUUUCUAAAUUAUAAAUUUUGUCAAUUCUUUUUCUUAUUUUUUGAUUUUAAAAUAUGCAACAACCAUGUCAAAUAUUCUAAUACAAUUUCAAAUUACAUAUUUGACGAGUUUACAGAUGUAUCUUCUCCAGCCUUUUCAAUACUACCCCCUUAUUUGUAUUCCUCUAUGGAAAACCAAACAAAUCAGGAACUAAAGGAAAUUGGAAUUCAAACAGAUAGUUUAGUAUUUAUAGAGGAUGUGACAUUAUUUAGUGAAUAUUAUAAUAAAUACAUAGAAUUGCAGAAAAAUAAGAAAAAUUCAAAUUAUAUUGAUGAAAAUGGUGAUAACGAUUUUGACGAGAUAUAUGCAAGUUAUACUAUAUCAAUUUUAUUUAAAUUUAUUAAAAAUAAUGAUCCCCAAAUUAUGUGCUAUUUAUAUACACUACUACUUUAUGUAAUCUCAAAGGUGCAUACAUCAGUUAGUUAUAGAUAUAGAGAACUUAAUUAUUUAAUUUUUUUACACAUCUUACCUUGGAAAGAAUCUCUUAAUUAUUCUAUAUUAGAUACCAAGUUAAGCUCAUUUUUUUUCCAAAAGUUUUAUGAAUGCGUUCAGAAUUUAUUACCCGAAAUUGUAGUUGAACAGUUCAGCCCUUUUUCAAAUGUAGAAGAAGAAAGAAAAAAAAUUUCUAAAACAUAUUUUGAAAUGAAUUAUGAAAAUGAUGAAAAGACAGAUGGUUUAUUGGAUAAUAUUUAUGAGGAAAAUCAAAAUGUAAAAAAUAACUUGAAAAAUGAAUACGCAUACAAUCGUAACAAAAAAGGUAUAAUAUCAAAUAUUAGUUUGAACAAAAUGACAAUUUAUGAACAAGUCAUAAAAAUAAAUAAAGCUGUAAUAAAUAUAUUUUUUUUAAAUAAUGAUACUGAAAAAAUGAUAGACCAUUUGAAAAUAUUACACACAAGUAAUAACCUAUUAAGAAAUUGUAUAUUAAUUACAAAUUUUAUUAAUAUAAAUUUUUUGAAAAAAGAAAUAAAAGAAAAAAAUGUGUUUGAAAUUCUUCAAAACAUAUUUGAUGAACAAGUAACUUCAUAUUAUAUAUCUAUAUUUCAAAAUCCGUUAAACUUUUUUUUAAAAUGCUCAAAAAAAUUAUGUGAAAUAUUAAUUAGAUAUAAUUUUAUGGAUAAUUUAAUAUUUUUUAUUUUUACAAAAUUAAAUAACUAUUUAUCAUUAAUACCACCAAAAAUAUCUCAAGAUGAUUAUUUGCCAUUGAAUGUAGAAGAUAUUAUAUCUUUACAAGAAACCUCGAUGGCUCAAUUUAUUAUUGAUAUAGAUCCAGAAAUAACAAAUGAUUGUUUGAAAAAUUCGAAGGAAUGUUCUUCAUUCGAUUCAAAACAAACUAAUUCACAAAAUGAAAAUACAGGACUAACAUUAGAACUUAAGAAAAAAAAAUUAAUUUUUUCAGAUUUGGGAUAUUUUUUAAAAAAAAUGAAUAUAAUAGCUAACACACUAAAUGUUACUACAUUAAAUGGGUUGUACGAAUCUGGAUUUAAUUCUAAAUCUGCAUUUUAUUUAGCUUUUUAUAUAAAUGAACAUAAUUUUACAAAUAUAUUUUAUUAUUUGAAUAAUAAUAUAAUGGCUAUAACAAAUGAAAAUUUUAAUUUAGAAGAUAAUAUAAAUUAUUAUGAACAUGUUCAUAUUAAAAAUACAACAUUUACAUUAAACCCUUAUAAUAUUUUAGAUAAAACUAUAUUUUAUUUUCAAAUAGUAAUAUUUUAUCUUAUUAUUAAUGCUAACAACAAAUUAAUAGAUACAUCAAAAUAUACAGAAACAAUAUGCACAUAUUUUACUAACUCUUUAGAACUUCAUUCAAAACCUUAUGUCAAUAAAUUUAUCAUUUCAAUAAUCCCGAUUUUAAUUCAGUAUUUUUAUUUUUUUCCGUCAUUAAUACCUAAUAUUGUUCCAAGUCUAACAAAACCAAACAAUUAUCAAAAGGACCUAUCAAAGCAUCUCACUAAUUUUCAAAAAAAAAUAACACGAAUACUCGAGAUAUCAUAUAAAUAUGGAUCUGAUAAGAAAGAACCAUGA
Molecule: messenger RNA, 4506 nt
Organism: Plasmodium vinckei vinckei
Lineage: Eukaryota; Apicomplexa; Aconoidasida; Haemosporida; Plasmodiidae
Product: conserved Plasmodium protein, unknown function
Exons: 1
Coding region: 1-4506 (1501 amino acids)
Source: RefSeq, a predicted model, not a curated record